This is a messenger RNA of Mauremys mutica (yellowpond turtle), 4103 nucleotides long. Its product is annotated as tumor necrosis factor receptor superfamily member 14-like. The transcript has 7 exons. The record is from RefSeq and is a predicted model, not a curated record. Gene Ontology annotation, molecular function: protein binding; transmembrane signaling receptor activity. Gene Ontology annotation, cellular component: external side of plasma membrane; membrane. NCBI's taxonomy places the organism in Eukaryota, Metazoa, Chordata, Testudines, Geoemydidae. Bases 2068 to 2721 code for a protein of 217 amino acids. Gene Ontology annotation, biological process: signal transduction; apoptotic process; defense response to Gram-positive bacterium.
CCUGAGAGUUUUCCGGGUCCCCCGGAGCAAGUGAAGGAUCCCGCUCCAGGGGCCCCGAAAAACUCUCGUGGGGGCCCCUGCGGGGCCUGGGGCAAAUUGCCCCUCUUGCCCCCCCCUUCUGGGCGGCCCUGCUAAGGAUAAGAUCCCAGGAAGUUGAAUUUUUUACAUUUCUCCUUUUUUACUAACGCAAAUUCUAACCGUUCGCCCGCCGGAGUUUGGGUUGUUUACUCCUUGUUCGAGAAAAUCUCUCUGCAUUUUAGAAGCUGUUGGGCUCCAUCUGGUGGAGACAGCAAAGAACAACAAAAAUGAAUAUUGAAAAUAUAACUUUUCCUCCUUAAUUGAGUAGGAAACAAAUACCGCUGGGAGAUUUUGGUUUGUUCUCAUCAGUGAUACUCAGCCUGGAGCUUGGGGGGGUCUAAGUGAAUUGACUUUUCAUUUUUUUUUAACAGACAGUGAUUUUAGAAAAACAAACAAUCCUACCCCCAAAGUUGCCCUUUGAAAGGGGAAAUGUUUGAGGAUUCUAAAUGGACAGUAGCGCCUUGUGGUGCGUUGUAUUGAAUUUGCUGCUGCUCUAUCCCCAUAGUUUGUUGUUUUGUAUCUGCCGUUUCCCCCCAGGGUUCCCAGGGCUGUGAGGACCUGAGGGACAGGCCAGCACAGGGAAUAACGCUUGGCCCACACGGAAGCCGGGCUGCUGGGUCUCAGUUUGGGGCUUUCCAUGGCCAAUCAUAUUUCAGUCCUUCCAUUUUGGGUGUCACAGUGUAAACUGAAACUGGAGCUAAUUUAAACUGUAUUCCAAGUACUCAGCAAAACACGCCAUGGGUAAAAGGGAAAGAGAUUAUACUGGAAGAAAAAGGAAAAUUAUUUCCAAGUACCUAACAGGGUAUCUGCCAUGCUUCUGGAUUUAGAAAAAUCAGAACAGAAAGCAACUUUAGCUGAAAUGACAAAGGCCAAAGUCUAUGAAUCCAACCCCAUCACUGUGAUCCAUAUGACUAGACCCAAACUGAGCUGAGCACUCACAUGAUCCAGGGAUGGAGGAUCAUGUCCCAAGGCUGGAUUCUAGCCAGACUAAUGUCAGUGUAAUUCUUCCAGGUUUAAAUGAGAGCAGAGUUUGACCCAGAAUGUGGAGAGUGGUAGUGAGGAAAUGGUGAAGUGGGCUGACAGGCGAGCACCAGACACCACCGAUUUGCUCAUCUUAUAGUUUCUCUAUAGAAAUACAACUCAGCACAUGACGCUUGCACCCAGACACAACUAAGGCACAUGCUCAUGGGGCACUGAAGUUAUUGCAGUAACAUGCAGUGUGUGAACGCUGCUUCCUACUGCAAAGGAGACAUCAAAAGACACUUAAGGGCCUGAUCCUGCAGUGUGCUGAGCACUUCCUGAACAGUGCCCCCACCUCCUGUGGAUUUCAGAGGUGUCUCUGUAGCGGUGUGAGAGAGGAGAUGGAAGCUGCUCCAUAUACACUAGCGCUCAGUGCAUCCAGGUGCGGGUUGACAAGAGCUUGCUAGGAGUGUUGUCAGUGUUGAAUCCCCACCUUGAACCUGAGGGACUCAAAGGGGUUCAGGCAAAAGCAUCACAGCACUAAUCAGUGCCACAGUGCUACCAGCCCCUCCCCGCCUGCUACUGAGCCUGCAUGAUGCAAAUCAGAAACUUUCUUCUCUUCUUUCCUAAAGAUUUUUGUUGUUUUCUUGUUAACACAACUACCUCAUUCGGAAACUCUACAAUGCAACCCAGGCGAAUAUGAAAUAAAUGGCGAAUGCUGUCCCUUGUGCAGCGCCGGUAGGUCUAUCUGAUUGCUUCUUUAAAAAUCAUGACCCUUCCCUAGAGAGUCGAAUUGUCCGGCCUCCUCCGGAGAGCUUGCUCACCUCUAUUACUGUGAAUCUGACUGGUGGUGAGGACACAGAUCUGUCCAUGUAAACAUCUCACUGCUUGUUACUCACCUGCCAGUGGAGGACAUAGAGAGGAUGGUUCCUGUGGCCUGGGACACAGGGGAUCCAGAAGGAGACGUACUGUGAUACUUUGGGGAGCAGGGUGCUCAAACAUUGUAGACUAAGUAGCUGGACAACUUGCAUGCCCUGUGUGGACGACACAUAUACAGAGCAUCCCAAUGGCCUAACAGAGUGCAUGAGAUGUAAAGUCUGCGAUGCAGGAGCCAGACUGUUGGCAAAAGAAAAAUGCACGUAUACGAAGAACACCGUGUGCGGCUGCGCCCCGGGGGAUUUCUGCAGCCGCCCGGCAUGGCUGGACUGUGGAAUGUGUAGUGCCUCCACCAUCUGCCUCCCUGGCUCUAAGGUGAAAAUACCUGGCACAGAAUUCAGUGACAACGUAUGUGAGGUUUGCCCUGAUGGAACCUUCUCAGCAACCAACAUGUCACACACCUGUCAGCCAUGGACCAGGUGUGAAGAGGAAGGGAUGACAGAAGGAAAGGCCGGGACUGCCACUUCUGAUGCAGUUUGUGUAAAAGGAGGCCUUUCUGCCACAGGGCUGGCAUUGAUAAUUGUCUUUUUAGUUUUAAUUGUAUCUGCGGUGUUUGGAGCAGCGUACUUUUUAUGGUGGAGGAAGAAGAGGAAAGAUGGAAGAACACCUGCACAGGACAUAAGGGAUGAGCUAAACGAAGAGGUUAUGGAAAAUUUGAUACGGACUGGAAACACAGGGACUGAUACAGCCCUCCCUGUUCAGGAAACUACUAAAAAUUCCGGCACAUCCACCCUUCACAGCCCCUGAACAAACACGGGCAAGAGCAGAUGCACUUUUUCAAAGUAGGGGAAGAGAGAGAGCCACUCGUCAGCCCUGCACGUGAUAGAGGAGGAACACGGAGAGGAGUCUGGGGAAUGACCACCAGCCCUGGAUUCUUCUGAAGGCUCAGGCCUACUCUAGAAAAAGCUGAAUGAUCCCUCUUUACUGGAUUCUAGUGAUCAUCAUCAAUGUAACUUUAGUCUCUCUGGCUAUAUCCUGUUAUGCUGAAGCCUUCCUCACAGACACAUUGUUACGUGUAAUGUCAAUGGACUCUGGGCUUUUGGUUUCAUUCGGUAACUACACUUAAACUUCCAUCUAUUCAUGACAAUAUUUGGGAGUUCCCACUCACACACCACAAAUACUUAACCUGGUAUCCAGGAACCUCUGCUGGACCAGUUGCUCUGCCAUAUUGGACCAGGUGAACACAAAGCAUAAAGUCAAAAUGGAUUUUAUACAUAGCUUUAGUUUUAUACCAGGGCAGCAGAGGAUUGGAACAGAAAUGUAUUAGUGCUGUAAGUAUUAGCUCUUAAUAUCUCAUCCUACAUUAAAUCUGCACUUUUACUGUCUCUUGUUAAUCAGAUUUGCUUUGAACCUUCUCUAUGUGUAAGAUAAAAUCCCAGGUAAGAACUAUGGUUGGAAAUAAAGCUAAACGUUUUUAUAGUGAAGAUUGGAGGGUGAACUGCACCAACUUGCUACCCUUGAUAAAGCAGCAGUCGGAGGGCUGGACAAUCUAGGUAUUGAUUUGUGAUGCGUAUGAAAGAAGAUAGUCAAGUCACAUUCACCCCAGAGCAGCUGUCCUGUCAGUGGGGAAAACAUGGGCUGUGAAGCUUCAUUCAUUGAUAUAUUUAAGCACUGCUGUGCUUGGAUGAGGGGCAGUACAAGAGAGAAAAGCAGCAUGAUGAUUAUUCUGUGGCAUGGUGGAAGUGGGUCUUGCGGAGGGAUUUGAAGGAGAGCGCUGUGGCCUUUUCGAUUAGUCUGGAGCGGUGAACCAGGCAUAAGUGAGCCGGGGAAGAAAGAGCCAAGGUGCUUGUGGAAGAGGCAGAUGAAUGGGUGAUGGAGGCUGCCAUUGUGGGAGGCCUGGGGGUGCUGGGGGCGAUGCAGUGAGAUCCAGGAGCAGACAAGUAGGGAAAGGCUGCAUUAUGAGGAGUCUUAGAGGUAGGGAAGAGAAGCUUGUGUUCUAUAGACUGCGGAAGGGUGAGGUUGCAUUAAUAUGUUAACCCUUGAGGGCUCAGCCAAGUGCUAGUUCAUCGUUUAGCAGCAAGGCAUUCCCUGGGAAGUAUCCCACCAUCUUCCACCCUCUGACUUCACCCCCCUACCAAGCUUCACCAUCACCAUUGCUAUGUAUACAGCAUUAAAUUGUUUAAAACUUA